AUGCAAACUUUGGUUCAAACAAUUAGCAGAGCAAGACCAAAUUUCCUUCUGGAUUUUUCUACAUCAAUGGUGUUUUUUAUGAUGACCUUCGCCAAGAGGGAUCAAAAUUUUUACAGUGAAAGCAUUAUUAACUGGCAAAGAAGCACCCAGAAAUUGCACUUGUUCUUUCACAAAAAUAUUCUAGGUGAGAUGAGAGCAGAAAGCAUGAGUGAGACAACUUUCCUUGACUUGAAGGUGCGUCUAGGCUACCCAUAUGUCUUUCUUCAUCAAGGAAAUUGUGAACACAUUAUCAUCUUCACAGAUAUCAGAUUACACCACCAGAACGACGUUCCAGAUCCCCAACGUUUCCCUCUGUUACGUGGUCAAGCAUCAAAACUUUCAGUCAAGUGUGUCAUCUGUUCUUUAAACUUAGCUAACUGGAUUGUGUUGGAUGAACCCCGACUGCCCAUAGCAGUUGCCCAUGUGUGCCAUCGUUGCCUCAAGAUGUUCUGUUACAACCAUAAGGCAGAGAAUGCUGUUACAGGAGACAAGAAAUUAUUCCACAGUACUGAAUACAUUUUUGCUUCAUCCUACUCAGGCUAA
This is a messenger RNA of Penaeus monodon (black tiger shrimp), 582 nucleotides long. RefSeq names its product snRNA-activating protein complex subunit 3-like. The record is from RefSeq and is a predicted model, not a curated record. Gene Ontology annotation, biological process: snRNA transcription by RNA polymerase II; snRNA transcription by RNA polymerase III. Gene Ontology annotation, molecular function: core promoter sequence-specific DNA binding; RNA polymerase III type 3 promoter sequence-specific DNA binding; RNA polymerase II cis-regulatory region sequence-specific DNA binding. Gene Ontology annotation, cellular component: snRNA-activating protein complex. The coding region runs from base 1 to 582 and encodes 193 amino acids. The transcript is spliced from 8 exons. NCBI's taxonomy places the organism in Eukaryota, Metazoa, Arthropoda, Malacostraca, Decapoda, Penaeidae.